CAUAGUCUAACGUCUUGGGUUAAUAUUGUUCAGUAGUAAAUUGUACAUAAAUCAAACUCGAAAUAUGUCAAUUAGGCCAGACGGAUUCGGAUUGACUGCUGAGCUUGACGACAAGACGAAAGCAAAAUAUUUUGAGGAUCAAGAAAGUGAAGUAGCUGAAUGGAUUAAAAAUAGAACCGGUCAUGAAUUCACGGGAAGAGGACAGGAUGAUUUCAGAGAAUUUCUUUUGAAUGGCUCAGUAUUAAGCGCUCUCAUCAAUUCGUUUCAAGUGCCUGGAAUAUCUUGCGAACCAAAUGAUACGAGUGGCAUCGAGUUGCUGGCUAUGAGAGACAUGAAAGAAGAAGAGAUCAUUGGAAUGUUCCUGACUGCUGCAAAAAACUUCGAUGUUAGACAAGACGAUUUGUUUCAGACCUCCAACAUACGAGACAACAGCAAUAUGGCACAGGUUCUCAGAACUUUGCUAAUUCUUGGCAGAUUGGCAUACAGUAGAGGAGUGUCUGGGCCAAUGAUUGCGAUGAUGUAAUGAAGUAAACGCUCAAGUAAAAUCUUUCAAUACUGCAUCUUGUGUGUAUAAUAAAAUACUUUCAUAAAGUAACCAUUUGUAUUUGUUGUUAUUGAUUUUGAAACUCGUUUUGACUUUAUCAGCGCGAUUCAUUUUACAGUAUAUCGACCUCUUUGAUCUUUGACCUAUUUGAUUCUAGAUACGGUAUGUAUUGCAUUAUAUUUUUGGAAUAUGUUGACAUAGUUUGAAGAAGAAUAGAAAUAUAAGGAGGUCGCGGAGGUUCGGAUUUCAUCAGCGCAAUUCAUUUUACAAUGUAUCGACUUCUUUGAUCUUUGACCUUUUUGAUUCUAGGUAAGGUCUGUCUGUAUUGUUGACACAUUUUGUAAAAAAAAAUAGAAAUGUAAAGAAGUCGCGUGCCUAAACCAAUAUCGUCGAAAAUAUAAAAUGAGAAGCAAUUACCAUAGCGCAUUUUGGUUGCCCCUAAUUUUUUAAAGAUUAUUUAUAAGACUAUGAGCGAAUGCACGUGGUUAUGGUUUAUUUAUAUGCAAUCUACAUUAUUCGAGUAGGUCAUUUAUCACGAUGCAGAAAGUUAAUUAGUGCCGCGUUUAACACGAAUAAUAUCAAAAAGACAGCAACAAAUUUUUCAUUAAAUUGUGUGCUUUAGAAUUGCAUACUUUUGUCGUAAUUACAUUCGUUCAAUUGUGUUUUGUGAUUUUGACAUUUUGAGUUGAUU
Molecule: messenger RNA, 1235 nt
Organism: Styela clava
Lineage: Eukaryota; Metazoa; Chordata; Ascidiacea; Stolidobranchia; Styelidae
Product: transgelin-3-like
Biological process (GO): actin filament organization
Cellular component (GO): actin cytoskeleton
Molecular function (GO): actin filament binding
Source: RefSeq, a predicted model, not a curated record